AUAUUACUAAAAACAACAAAAUUGUUGCAAUUUUUUUUUGGUUGCAUUCAAUUGAAGUGUUUUCGCAAGUAUUUAGUGACUCAUCUCAAGGCUUACCGUCUGUUUGUGUUUUUAAGAGACAAAUCAGUGAUUGAUUUUGGAGACCGAAGAAGUUGUAACCGAAACACACACACAAAAAGUUGUGACAAUUGAUUGGUUUCGUAUUAAUCAUAGGCUGUUGUCGUCGACACAAUGCCAACCAUUUCGGACAUAAAAAGUGGCGAAAGUAGUGUCAACUCAUUGACACCACUGUUGCGAAGUCAGGCUCAAGAAGCGGGUCAGCAAUUCAAUUACAUGAGCAUCGCAUCCAACGACUUUACCGCUUCGGGAUCAUCAGUUCGCCGACCAUUUCAUUAUCCUCCUGAUCAACAAAAUGUUGGCCAACUCGCCUAUGGUAAUCACAACUCGUGUGAGGCCAGUGUUACAUACAAUAGAUACCGUUAUUACAGCCGUUUGUCGGGCGUCCACACGGGUGCGGGUAUGAGUGACUCAAAUCGGCUACAAAUACCAGACCAUGUGAUUCCCUGGUAUUUCUAUAUACCGCGCAUUGCCAUUGCGGCCGAAACUACCGGCAAUAAAGGUCUAAAACAGAGCAGUUUUGUGACCAUAUUUGCCAUUUGGAAUAUACUGAUGGGAACCUCCUUAUUAUGUCUUCCCUGGGCUCUACACAGAGCCGGCCUAUUAUGCGGUCUGCUAUUGUUGGUCAUAAUGACCGGCCUGUGCUUCUAUACGGCAAACAUAAUCAUAUCGAUACCACAUAUGGUCAAACUCAAUGUCAUCGAGUUUUCCGAUGCCGUUCAUCACCUUUUAGGACGUUUCGCUCAUAUACUAUCUCUGUGCGCAUCAUUAAUAACAUUAAUCGGUGGAUGUAUUGUCUAUUGGGUACUAAUGAGUAACUUCUUAGAGCACAUCAUAACGUUUGUCUAUCAAGUUAUUGAACAAAACGAAACGAUAUCGACAAAUAUGUCAGAAGUGGUCUGCAAUGAAGAUAAAAAUGUAAAUAUAAUUCAUAUUAUCCCUCAAAACAGUGCAUCAAGUGAUGACAACGUGUUCUUCAAUGAUUUGAGUCGAGUCGUGCCAUUCCUGUUGGCAGUACUGAUGGCACCAAUUAUUAGUCUAAAAUCAGCCAAUUUUUUCAUGAAAUUCAAUGUCGUGGGAAGUGUUUCGGUGAUAUAUCUGUUAAUGUUUGCCGCCUACAAGUCAUUCAAAUGGGGACCACUUAAUGUUGAAUUCACUGAUACUUCAAGCAUUCAUUAUACGAAACUAUUCGAUUGGAACUUUUCGGUGAUGUCCGGCAUAUUGUGUUUAGCCCUAUUCGUACACAACUGUGUAAUAUCGUUGUUGAGGACAAACCGAAACCAACAGAACAAUCGGCGAGAUCUGGGAAUUGCCUACUUAUUGGUCUCUCUUACCUAUCUAUUGAUAGCUUCGUUUAUUUAUAUAGGUUUUCCUAUCGAUAAAAAUUGUCUAAAAGACAACUUUUUAGAUAACUUUCAAAGUAAUGAUAUUCUGGCGUUCAUUACGCGUGCAUUUCUAUUGCUACAAGUGUUCAGUCUUUAUCCACUAUUGGUUCUUAUGCUGCGAAUCCAAGUCAUGCAUCUACUCAUACCAAAUACAAGUGCCAGUUAUCUACACAUACUGUUUCUCAAUGUUGUCCUAAUCUCAGUUUGUGUAUCGUUUGCACUGUUUUAUCCACAUAUCGGCACAAUUAUCCGAUAUUGUGGCAGUUUUUCGGCAUUAGUCUACAUUUUCAGCCUUCCGCCACUCGCCUAUAUAAAGGCUAAACGUAUGAGAGGUGAACCCAUUCCUCUAAUACAAUCUCUAUGUCUUUACCUAAUUAUUAUUAUUGGUUUUCUUAAUUUUUUUGCACAAUUUAUUGUUGCUUAA
Messenger RNA from Oppia nitens, 1926 nucleotides. Its product is annotated as sodium-coupled neutral amino acid transporter 9 homolog. NCBI's taxonomy places the organism in Eukaryota, Metazoa, Arthropoda, Arachnida, Sarcoptiformes, Oppiidae. Gene Ontology annotation, molecular function: amino acid transmembrane transporter activity. The transcript has a single exon. Gene Ontology annotation, biological process: amino acid transmembrane transport. The record is from RefSeq and is a predicted model, not a curated record. The coding region runs from base 232 to 1926 and encodes 564 amino acids.